Molecule: messenger RNA, 660 nt
Organism: Hansenula ciferrii
Lineage: Eukaryota; Fungi; Ascomycota; Saccharomycetes; Phaffomycetales; Wickerhamomycetaceae
Gene: DFM1
Product: Dfm1p
Exons: 1
Coding region: 1-660 (219 amino acids)
Biological process (GO): endoplasmic reticulum unfolded protein response
Cellular component (GO): Hrd1p ubiquitin ligase ERAD-L complex; endoplasmic reticulum membrane
Molecular function (GO): misfolded protein binding; ubiquitin-specific protease binding
Source: RefSeq, a predicted model, not a curated record
AUGCAAGGAUUAAUGGAUACUUAUAUGUUAUAUUCAUAUAGUCGUGGUAUUGAAGAAUUUAAAUUUUUUAAUAAUUUUAUUGAUUAUUUAUUUUAUUUUUUUAUAAUAAUUCCAUUAAUUAUCAUAAGUUCUAUUUUGUUACCAACUCCAUUAUUACAACAAGCUUUAUUAGGUUCAUUAACUUAUACAUGGUCAAGAGCAAAUAAAGAUCAUCAAGUUAGUAUUUAUUUCAUUUCUAUUAAAGCAAGUCUUUUACCAGUUGUUACUUUGGGGUUUAGAUUAUUAUUAGAAGGUAAUAUAGCAUUUUUAGCUGUUUUAACAGGAAUGGCCAGUGCUUAUGUUUAUGCAUGUAUUGAAUCAUGGACUUUAGGUCCUCUUUAUACAUAUUUUUGUGAAACUUUUGGUAUAAGAAUUCAAAAUGUUAAUAGAGUUGGUACAUUAAAUCAAAUUGAAGAAACAACAAUGAAAGCUCCUCAAUGGUUUAAGACUAUAGUGGAGAAGUUUAUUAAUGUUAAUAAUCCAAAACAAUUGAAUAAAAAUAAAAUUCAUACUUUAAAUUCAACAAAUGAUAAUUCAACUAGUGGUUCAAUUUCAUCUGGUAGUAUAUUUGGUAAUGGACAAAAAUUUCAAGGAAAGGGAUAUAGACUUGGAUCUGAUUAA